UUAGGAGGUUAAAAUAACAUCUAUUUUUAGUAACAAUCCUAGAAAAGAUGCCUCUUGUCAAGAGGGCUAUCGAGCCUGUCUUUGUUUGUCGCUCUCAACUCAACGAGAAGAUCAAGAAUGAAUUGGAGGGAGUUGUCGUUAACUCAUUGUCUGGUCUCAUCCUUCAAUUGAGCAGUCUCUCAAAGCAUGCGGAGAACUUGUUCGGUGAGCUAUUCAAUGAGGCCAAUAAUAUCUUUCAACGUUCAACGACUCUCACUCGUCGUGUUGGGGACCUCAACAAGUCACUAAAGCAAAUGGAUGCCACCGUAAAGGAAGAAGUUAAAGUGGAAGAUAUUAUAUCAAUGACGCAUUUCAAGAGCAAGCAUAUGGAGGAUCAGCAAAUCCUUUCUCGUCAGACUCUGCCCACAGCAGUGUACGAGUCAUACACAUCCUGUGACCAGCCUCCUGCUCUUAAUGAUUUCACUCAGUACAGAGACGAUGGAAAGGAAGGACUCAAGUUUUAUACUGAUCCUAAUUACUUUUACCGUCUUUGGGUUGAAGCACAGAAUGAGCUGCUGGAGAAGAAAAAGAAAAGAGUAACCAAACUUUAUGCUGAAGAGAAAAAGAAGCGUCGUCGUAAUCGUGACAAUCAACCCAAGAAAGAGAUUCGUGUUGCUGAAAAGAAGAAGUUUAUUGGAGCAGACGUCGAGUUUCGUGACGUUGUGGCUGAGAAUAGAUCUUCAGCACAAUUAGUACGAGUCUCACGUGACAGCAACGUUUCUGGCUUUGACGAUAGUACAGGCUAUCCUCCUUCUGAUCCAUCACCUGAGAAUAUUAGGAGGAGUGGUUCAAUUGCUGCUAACAAACCAUCUUAUGCUCCUCCACCUCCACCUGUUAGUAAUAUUGGUCAGGAGUCACCUAGGCCUGUUGUUAAACCGAUUGCUCCUCCUCCUCCUCCACCAGUUGAUCUUGCUCCUAUGCAGCAAUAUAAUGCUCCAGCUCCUCCCCCUCCUCCGCCCCCUCCAAUGGCAAAUAUACCGGCUCCUCCCCCUCCCCCACCUACUGCUGUCCCCAUUGAAGUGACAGCUCCAGCUGCAGCAGCAGCUCCAGUGGCUAAACCACCUGAUGAUCCUCGUAAUGACUUGCUUGCUGCUAUUAGACUUGGCAAGCAGUUGCGUAAGGUAGAGGAGCAAACUCAAGUUGAGAAGAAGCAGCAGUCUCACGGAAAUGAUGUUGCUUCAAUUUUGGCUCGUCGUAUAGCGUUUGAAUUGAGUGACUCAGAGUCAGGAUCAGAUGAUUCUGAUUCUGAUUCUGAUUGGGACGAUUAA
Molecule: messenger RNA, 1307 nt
Organism: Amphimedon queenslandica
Lineage: Eukaryota; Metazoa; Porifera; Demospongiae; Haplosclerida; Niphatidae
Product: wiskott-Aldrich syndrome protein family member 2-like
Exons: 8
Coding region: 48-1307 (419 amino acids)
Biological process (GO): actin cytoskeleton organization; positive regulation of Arp2/3 complex-mediated actin nucleation
Cellular component (GO): cytoskeleton; SCAR complex
Molecular function (GO): protein kinase A regulatory subunit binding; actin binding; Arp2/3 complex binding
Source: RefSeq, a predicted model, not a curated record